AUGACACAUCAGAAAAAACAUCCUGGUUAUACCGUUAAUUCAAUUACGUUCUAUAAUCCUCCUUAUAAUUCUCAACAAACGACAGCUGUGAAUCAACAACAUUUACAACAAGCGCCUUUGAGUUUUCCUUCUCCACAAUAUGUUUCUUACGCUCCUCUUAUUUCAAGUCCUUCAAGUUCAACAGCAGAAACUUCUAUAGCAGCAAAUUUAUCUCAUCAAGUUCAUUCUACGAUGCAAGCACAUCCUCCAUCAACUGUUAAUCUUCAACAGUUGUCCCCACAAUUUUUUCAUCUCUAUCCUCAACUUGUAAUUCCAUCAUUUACACCUAUUUCAGCAGAUGUAAAGGUCGCUAAGGUCAUUUCAUCAUCAUCAGAUGCACCAUCUUCAACUAAUGUAAAGGUUGCUAAAGUUCAAGUGAAGGACGUUUCAUCAUCAUCAAAUACAUCAUCAUCAGCUAUAAAUAACGUUAAAGUCUUUUCAUCAUCAUCAAAUACAUCAUCAUCAGCUAUAAAUAAUGUUAAAGUCUUUUCAUCAUCAUCAAAUACACUAUCUUCAAUUGACGUAAAAGACGUUAAUCUCGUUUUAUCUACAGAUAAGAAAAUCCAGCGAUUGGAGAGAAAUCGUCUUGCAGCUAGAGAAUGUAGAGAACGUAGAAAGGCAUAUAUUAUAAAUUUGGAAAAUAGAACAAGUAAAUUAGAAGAUGAUAACUUGAUUUUAAGAUAUCAAAUUCAAGAAUUAACCACUAAAUUAGAAUUGAUGGAGUAUAUAAAUCAAGAUAAUAUCCGAUUGGAAAAUGAAGUUAGGGAAUUAAAAAAAAGAAUAAUGGGACAAGCAAACAAAUGUGCUAGAGUCAUAAAUGAUGAUGUUGUUAUUAUUGAUGAUGACUAUGACUAUGAUGAUGUUAGAAUCGUGAAAACGGAAUCAGAGGAUCGUUAG
Messenger RNA from Rhizophagus irregularis DAOM 181602=DAOM 197198, 936 nucleotides. RefSeq lists its product as uncharacterized. Gene Ontology annotation, molecular function: DNA-binding transcription factor activity, RNA polymerase II-specific; RNA polymerase II cis-regulatory region sequence-specific DNA binding. The record is from RefSeq and is a predicted model, not a curated record. Gene Ontology annotation, cellular component: nucleus. Gene Ontology annotation, biological process: regulation of transcription by RNA polymerase II. NCBI's taxonomy places the organism in Eukaryota, Fungi, Glomeromycota, Glomeromycetes, Glomerales, Glomeraceae.